Seminavis robusta is the source of this 2256-nucleotide messenger RNA. NCBI's taxonomy places the organism in Eukaryota, Bacillariophyta, Bacillariophyceae, Naviculales, Naviculaceae. The record is from the annotation of a GenBank genome assembly.
AUGAAGUUACGAAAGAAAUCCUACGAUACCUGUGCGGUCGAAGGCGGCGGGGACGAAGAUGCCACCGCCGCCACGGACGCUUCGACACAGCCUCCGACAACAACUAGCAUAGACCCCGCGUUGAUGAAGAGUCUUCAAAAGCGCAUGAAGGUGAUUUUGAAAGAACCAACCAACAAGGUGUGCUCGGAAUGCAAAUCGAAAAAACCCAAAUGGAUGUCCUUACUACAAGCACCCAUUGAUGCCGAUCGACGAAAAUUGGGGGUCUUGUGCUGCAGUGAUUGUCAAGAGUACCAUGCGGCACUGGGGGAAGAACUCUGUAUUCUCAAGAGUCUCAAAGUACCAGAAGAGUGGACCGAAGAAGACAUUGUGACAUUGGAAAAGAGUGGCAAUGCGGUAGUGAAUGCGAUUUAUCAGUCGGCAUUGGAGGGGAAACACACGGACAAACACAUUGGUCAAUUGGCAUCGAAAGCAUUUGUGGAAUCGAAGUACAAAAAUUGCGCCUACUUUAGUGAAGACACGUUUCACGAACAAAUGGAAUUGCGCGCCAAACUGUUGGCGGAACAACAACAAUUGCAAAAUGCAGCGCAUGCCGAAGCCGCCGAUGAUGCCCCACCGUCCACCAGCGAUUUACUCCAAAAGGCAUUCAAACGACAAACUGCACUCAAAGAAGAACAAGCUGUUUCCGAACAAGAUGAGAAUGCCAUUCUAGAGUUGGCCGCCGAAGGCACGGAUCGAUCCGUAUUGGAAGCCAUGUUUUCCGCUGAAAUCGUUUCCAAAGUAUUGGGAGGAGGCAUCGAAGACGAGAUUGACGAAGAAGAAGAAGACGAUUGCUAUACAGAAGACGUGGUGGAAGAAUUACCCCAACAUUCCAGUCGAGGACCACCGCCACAUCGGGGUGGUCCUGCGUUACGACGAGCGUCCACGGCACAGGGACGCAUGGCGGGAGGUGGUGCUGGUCGAAGAGCAUCCAUUGCCAAUGGCCACACGACUAGAGCACAAUCACCCCCUCGACGCGGCACUGUCCGACGGGCACAUUCCAGCGACGGUUCGUCUCCCAUCAAAGGCGGCGGCGGCGAUCGUCGCAAGAGUACCAUUCGUCGUACACUAUCGCACGAUGGAAACCCUUCCACGGGACGUUCCAGUCGUCGUCUUACCGUUACAGGUGCAUCAUCAUCGUCCAGAACACAACCCAACAAUCAUAAAUUGCCCGAUCGGCGGGCGCUCUUGUCGGGAUCCAGUCGACGACAAAGUGUACGACGAUUGUCGGCCAUUGAUACUACCGCGGCGCGACGGAUCGCCGGAGGAGCACGGUCCGUGUCAUCCGAAGGGUCGUCGGAACAACCACCAAAGAGCGGUCAUCGACGGACGGCCAGUGGGGAUCACUCCAUGGGAAGUGGCAGCAAUCAUCGACGAACCCAUCACAAAAAGAACCCAUCACAAAAAAGCGAAGAUCCUCGCAAACGGUUGCGCAAAAAAUCAACCAGUGCCCCGGAACAACAUGUCGAGCAUACGAGUUGGAGUCGAGGACCGUCAAAGCCAAGUAGCAGUAGUAGUGGUGGGGGAGGAGAACAUAGACGAAAACACGACGAGGAACAUCAUCACAAAUCCAAACCAAGGAGAGGAUCUCGAUCGGAACGGUCUACGGCCAGUCAAGGGAGUACCCGAUCCAAGAGAUCGGUUCCUGAAAGCACGUGGCGUCGUGGUGGUGGUAGUAACAACGAAAAUGCUCCGGUUAAGACACCCGUCCAAAGAACCUUGUCCAAAGAAAAAUCCUCGCGUACCAUGAAACGAGCAGGAAGUAACAGAGCUCUUACCGUAAGUGGCAAAAAGAGUCCCAGUCGACGAUCGCUGCUGGAGGAUCGUGGGUCCAGUCAUUCGCGACAUUCCCGUCACAAACGAUUGUCACCCGUGCGAGAUCAAGAUGUCUCCGAAUCCAAUGAUUCCUUUGCGGAUCCGGCGUCUCCUCGCAAGAAGAAAAAUCACAAAAACAACAACAAUGAUGAUGACAAUAAUGACAAUGAUGAUGACAAUGAUGAUUUUGAGGAUCAUGGAUUUCCAUCCAUGCCAGCCGACGAUGACGGAUUUCCACCCAUGCCGGCCGAUGACGAUGGAUUUCCCGCCAUGCAGACGGACACUGAUGGAUUCCCGUCCAUGAAAGCCGACAAUGAUGGGUUUCCCAUGAUGGGAGCGGACGAUGAUGGAUUUCCAAUGCCGGCGGAUCCAUUUACGAACGAUCACACAUCACCACCACAAUAA